AUGGCACAAAUGCUGAAGAUCAAAGCCGCCGGCGGGAUCGAUUUCCCUAUUGAGGUGGCUGCGACAGGGGCGACGGUACAGGAUGUGAAGAUUGCGGCCACCGCGGGCUGCGACAUGGAUCCAGAAGUCAUGAAGGUCAUCUACAAGGGCAAGGUCCUCAAGGAUGAGGACACGUUGGCCAGUUGUGGCAUCCAAGAAGGCGAUACUCUGCAUGUUGCCAAAGGCAUGAGCAGACCCGUCGCCCCGCCAAGAGAGAACCAGAGCUCCGGAUAUUCGGGAGCGAGCGGAUCUGGGAAGGCGACUUUCGAGAUCUGUUUCAAAGGUCCGAGCGGUGUGGAAGUUCGUUCCAACCAGUUCGGUGAAACAGACACAGUGGAGCAACUUCGUCAAUUCGCCAGCUCUGAAUUCGCCACAAAUUCGGACGAAGUGCACCUCCUGCACAAAGGGAAGAUUCUCAAAGAUGGUGCCUCGCUGGGAAGUUGUGGCGUUGCUGCUGGCUCAGUGCUGAGAGUGGCACGUCGUCACAACGAGAAAGAUGCGGCCAGCGAUGACACCGUACAGCCGACCACAGUUCCGGAGGUCGUCGGCUCACCCAUGCCCAUGGCGUGGGGCGCUAAUUCCCAAGGCGAGUUGGAGCAAAUUCGGACAAUGGCACGGACUCUGGGGUUGCCGCUGGAGCCGUUGGAGCAGGUUUUGCGGGAGGUUCCCCCCCAGCAGGCAAUGAACGCAGCAAUGCAGGAGAUAGCACGCUUGCGACGUGGGCCACCUGCUGGUGAGACAGCUGCAGAAAUGCAAGCUAGAUGGGAUCGUGAGGCUGCUGACAUGGCCCGGCAAGUGCGGGCUUAUUUGUCUAGACGUGAGGAAGGAGAGGAACCGGAAGGGGAUGGAGAUGAAGAGCUGUUGGCUGACAUCUCCCGGACACUGGCAGAGGCACGGGCACGUGGAGCUCCUGUGCCGAAUGCAGCUGUAUUUGUGGAUCGCGCGGUCGCAAGGAGGCGCCAAGCCCGAGAGCUCCACGCGCGGAUGGCUCGAGAGGCCAGUGGCCUGGACCCCGAAAUCGAGGACGCUUUCGCGGCGGCAGAGCAAUCCUUGGCUGCCAGUGCCAGGGCACCGCGCCGGCUGGGCGGAGCGAGGCCAGGCACUGUGCUCGAAGCUUAUGUCGGUCAGGUGGCAGUGGCGAUGGAAGCUGCUGGCACGGCGACGCAAGCCUGGACAUGGCAGCGUGUGACUGCGGGAAAGGUGCCGCUGCAGGCAGAAGCGGAGCAAAGUGGCCGAGCUUGCCCGGUCGCUGGAACCGCGACGCACGGCGCUUUCAGAUGCCCCAGCAGCUCGGCUCAGGCAGUUGAAAAGAUGGUCAGGGUGACUAUUGGACUCAGCGCAGAAUCCACUAAGAGCAACCUGACUUCUCACUGGCUCGCUUUGCCACAGUUUUUCUUGCAGCUCCUGACGCGGCAACUUGUGCAUUGGGGCUUACUCGUACGAUUCGAGAGAGGCAUCGUCGUCGACACCAUGACAACCGUGGCAAAGCUACGGAGGAAGAUUCAGGAUGUGUCUGGAGUCUCACAGCGAGCUCAGAUGCUGUCGAUUAGUGGCAAGGUUCGGAAUAGCUCUGUUGACCACCAGCUUCUGUCCGAGGUGGCACCAGAAGUGUUCUACUGCGACGGUGUCGAUGUGACCGUCCUAAGACGGUGUAGCGAGGCCCAGGCCGAAUGGCUGGACAUGCUGGAGCGGGGCGAUGAGUCAGCCCGUGCCGGUCUUUUUUCAGGAGUUGCCAGAGAUCUCCAGGAACUCUGCGACUUCAACCGCCUUUCUCGCUUCAGACAUGUGCUCCAAGAGCACAUGAUGAACGAUGCGCACAGAUAUGCCUUUCAUCGUUUGCGAGUGCAUCUGCUUCACGAACGAUGCCCCUUUACUCAUCCCGGCGUUUGGCGGAGUGAAGUAUGUCAGUGGCUGCAGGAGGAUGAGACCUUCCUCCUCAUGGCCUUAGAGAUCAACAAUCCCGCCGCCGAAGUGCACACUCCUAUCCUGUUGUAUGGCGCCCGAGAGCAGAUCCAGGCAAAGCUGGACUUGGCUAAGAUGCUGGCAGGAAACCCCCGUGUAGAUCCGUUGGUGCUGGCCGAUGUUGCACCACGAGUGCUGCAUGACCGUGAGUUCCUGCUCAUAGCUGCAAAGAGGAGUGGCGCCAUUUUGCAGAUGGCAGCGCCCGAGCUGCAGCAGGACUUGGAGUUGGUCAAGGCAUGCGUCAUGCAGUCCGGCAGCGCGCUGCGGUUUGUUGCUCCUGAGCUGAAAGCAAACAAGGACAUUGUGUUGCGGGCUGUUGGGAACAGUGGCCUCGCCCUCGAGCAUGCCGCAUGGGAGCUCAAAGAUGACGAAGAGGUUGUGCAGCUUGCGGUGCGAUGCACGGGCCUGGCCCUGGAGUUCGCUUCGACCAGGCUGAAAUCGCUCCGUGAGAUUGUCAUGGAGUCAGUGAGCCAAGAUGGUUGCGCAAUUAUGUUCGCGGCCGAAGCACUAAAGGACGACAUGGACGUAGUCAGCCGAGCUGUUCAGGUGUCAGGCCAGGCUCUCAAGCACGUCUCGGCGCGUCUGCGCAACUCAAGAGAGGUGGUCGUGCUAGCUGCCCGCCAGCAUGCCCAAUCCUUGCAGCACGCAUCGCCAGAGCUUCGCUCAGAUCCGGACACUGUAAUCGAUGCUGUGUCCGCGAGUUUCAAGGCCUUCGAGUUUGCCAGCCCGGAACUUCGAGCUGAGCCGAAGGUAAUACGGUGUGCAGCCAAGCAGCUACUCUCCAUGCAUGGCAUCAUCGUCCGCACUGAGUCGGGUCAACAUUUAUUGGCUGCUCUUCAGACGGGACUCCUCACAACGAGGACAUUUGGCUUGGCAGUUGUGCGCCACGAUCCUCAGCUGUAUCGGCGUCUGGAGGAGCAUGUCAAGGCAGACAAGGAGGUAUCGUUGGAGGCCGUAAAGCGGCUUCCAGACUUGUUUCCAGACAUGCCCUUCCAGACUCGAAAUCAGCUGGAUGUCCAGGUGGCAGCAGUGAUGCAGAAACCUGAGAUGAUCAGCUUUGUUUUGCCGACGGAUGUCACCCGCGUGCAGAGGGCCGUGGCGGCCGUGGCGGCCGUGGCUCAGGACCGGGGCCGGGAGUGGGGUGUACACAGGAUGAAUGAGGGCCUCAAGCAUAUGCAUGCUAUGUACACACAUGCAUACAUACACACAUGCGUAGAUGCAGGCAUCCGCGCAGCAUGCAGCUACACACACGCACACGCACAUGUAUAUGUGUGUGCAUACACACAUACAAUUGUAGAUCGCAUGCACGUGUACGUAUACACAUGUGUGUAUGUGGUUGUGUAG
Symbiodinium sp. CCMP2456 is the source of this 3345-nucleotide messenger RNA. The record is from the annotation of a GenBank genome assembly. Lineage: Eukaryota; Dinophyceae; Suessiales; Symbiodiniaceae.